AUGAAUUUGAGGCUAUCAGGUUAUGUGGAUCCUUGCGUCGUGGUUGGCGCGGCGCGAACCAUAUUGCGCGAGGUCAAGCCAUCGCAUCUUGUACCCAUCACGAGGGUGGGCGCAGACCGGGCGUUUUUCCACCAGCACGGGAACGGGCGGAACAGCCCAGGCGUAAACUCCGUUUGGCUGCCCGGGCUCGCAAAAGAAGAGGGCGCACCGAUGUUGCGCAAGAGACGCCCCCAAUUAGCGAGCAGCGCCCCCAUUAUGUUUCCUCCGAACCGCCACCCGUACGCCAGGGCCCUCGCAUUGGAGGAAAACGGGCAUGCACUGCAUAUGCGAAACUCUUCUGUGUGGUGCCAAAUGGGGUCCGUUAUGCGCUGGUUUUGCCGGUUUGUGGUGGCGCGCGGCUUGGGCAUUUGGGGAGAAAGCAUUCCUUUAUUUUUCGUAAGGCUUCAGUUGGCCUAG
Molecule: messenger RNA, 456 nt
Organism: Trypanosoma grayi
Lineage: Eukaryota; Euglenozoa; Kinetoplastea; Trypanosomatida; Trypanosomatidae
Exons: 1
Coding region: 1-456 (151 amino acids)
Source: RefSeq, a predicted model, not a curated record